Lachancea sp. 'fantastica' is the source of this 1644-nucleotide messenger RNA. The record is from the annotation of a GenBank genome assembly. NCBI's taxonomy places the organism in Eukaryota, Fungi, Ascomycota, Saccharomycetes, Saccharomycetales, Saccharomycetaceae.
AUGGCUUCACUCCAGUAUAAAAGACCCUUCCAAAACCUGAUCUGGGACUAUGUAAAAUUGAAGUUAGCCAGGACUCCAACCUGUCUUCGUGUCAUCCAUCGCGUAAUGACUUCGACCACUGCAACAACAACAAGAACUACGGUUGCGACCGCCGAAUUCGAAAACGGCCUGUUUGGUUUGAGCAGAAAGAGGCUAGCAUUUGAAAUCUGUGAGGAUCAGGAUCAAGAAUCUGAUAAUCGUGAUGCUAAGAAGCGGGCUCUCAAUGAUUGCGGACUACUUACGCCACCUUCUUCUCCCGUGAAACUCGGGCUAAAAAGCAGUCCUUCUGGAACAUCGGCAAAUUCGGUAUACUCAGGUACUAAAGCAGUCUUGCAACGAUGCUCCAAGAUUUCUCACACUGGCUUUGACGGAUGUCUUCCUACCAGAAAAACGCAAUUUGCACAAAUCAUGCAAUUUUUGACCAACUCAUUGAGUUCCGGACAUGGUGACUCUCUCUACGUUACAGGACCUCCAGGAACAGGUAAAACUGCGCAAGUGGACCUCCUUAUACGCGAAAAAUUUCUUACGCUUGUCUUGGAGCAGCCACGUUUACAGCACGAUCCUGAACUUCUCAAUACCUCUUUCUUUAAAACAGAUGAAAACAACUAUCAACCAGUGGCAGUUAUCUCCAUCAAUUGUAUCGCCAUCAACAGUGCAGAAUCUAUUUUCGCCAAGAUUUACCAUUCGUUUGCAAAACAACCGACGACUACGGUGCGCACUGCAGAUGAUUUGCAGCAGUUCAUGAAAAACCAUCCUAAAACCACAUUUGUUGUCAUUCUAGAUGAAAUGGAUAAACUUGUCACGUCAAGUUUGCAAAAUACCAACGCCACAAGACACAUAUUCGACCUUUUCUUGAUGGCCAAAUUACCACAUUUGAAGUUCGUUCUGAUAGGCAUAGCCAAUAGUCUCGAUAUAAAGGAUCGCUUUCUCUCCAGACUCAAUCUCAGGCAAGAGUUGGUACCCCAAACGGUAUCUUUUGCACCUUAUACCGCAGAACAGAUGUCUGAGAUUGUGAUGGAAAAACUCAAGACUUUGGAUAUGGAGCCUAUCAUACAACCAAUUGCCAUCAAGUUUGCUGCCAAAAAAUGUUCAGGUAACACUGGCGACCUCAGAAAGUUAUUUGACAUCCUUAGAUCUAGCGUUGAAAUUGUUGAGCUAAACUCUUUCAAACUGAGAAAUCCAACGGGCUCGAAAACCUCAGCUGCAAAGGUCACCCUAGCACAUGUGGCUAAGGUCUUCGCAACGCUUCACAACAAUUUUUCGACAAAGUCGCGCAUAACCAAGCUCAACAUGCAGCAACGGCUAGUGCUCUGUUCUUUAAUCCAUCGCGAAAAAUCCGACAUUUUUCAAACACAAACUUCGCUGGACGAGGCAUAUGAAUAUUACGCAAGACUAUUGCAUCAAAAAGACACUAUCUCUCCGUUGGAACGGAAUGAGUUUCUAGAAAUUUGCAACGCUCUCGAGACUUGUGGGGUGGUUAACAUUGUUCAAGGAAAAUCACAGGGUAAAACCAGACACAUCGUUAGAUUCAUCAGAUCCAAUGUUGAUAAGAAAGAGUUCACUGACGAGAUUAGCAAAAUGCAAUCACUCAAGACCUACUUGUGA